This is a messenger RNA of Halteromyces radiatus, 507 nucleotides long. RefSeq lists its product as uncharacterized. Gene Ontology annotation, molecular function: RNA binding; structural constituent of ribosome. Gene Ontology annotation, cellular component: cytosolic small ribosomal subunit; ribosome. NCBI's taxonomy places the organism in Eukaryota, Fungi, Mucoromycota, Mucoromycetes, Mucorales, Cunninghamellaceae. The record is from RefSeq and is a predicted model, not a curated record. The transcript is spliced from 2 exons. Bases 25 to 282 code for a protein of 85 amino acids. Gene Ontology annotation, biological process: ribosomal small subunit assembly; translation.
UUUUUUUUUUAUUCUAUUGAAACAAUGCCUCGUUCUGCUUGGAAAGGACCUUUUUUUGUAGCUUUUCCUGGUCUUCGACAAGCUAUUCAAAACGGUACUCCCAUUGCUACACAAGCUCGUAGUUGUACUAUUCUUCCAUCCUUUGUCGGUCUCAAAUUCCUCGUUCAUAAUGGAAAGGAUUAUUUACCGGUACAUGUCACAGAAGAAAUGAUUGGUCAUAAAUUGGGUGAAUUUGCUUUUACUCGUAAACGCUUCAGUUAUCGAUUCACCAAGGCCAAGUAAACAAGAACGAAACGAACGAUUUAUCCUACACUUAUUCAUCAACAAACGAAUCACUUGAAAUUAUUACUAUAUCACUUUUUGUCAUCAUUUCUCCUUUUGUCAUAUUUUUUUUAUCAUUUUUAUUUAUAUUCAUUAUGAUAUCUUUUACAUCCUUUUUCUUCACUUUGUACAUUUAUUUUUCUUAUUCUAUCCAUUAUCUUUUUUUUUUUUUUUUUUGCAAUAGAU